UCAACUUCACGUCAACAACAAACAAAGAUGCCAGAUUAUCUCGUUGUCGGUUCAGAGAGAGCAAGCAACAACGUGGACUGUAGAAUUUUUGUUUCACGUAAUUUUUUUUCUUUGUUCAAUCCCUUUGACGUUUAGCCCACUUGUCAAACUUUCGACGUUGACAGCUGUCAAAUGAUUUAUUUGUUUAUUUAUAUGUUUGUCCGAGUUCUUUUGUAAAAACUAGAAUAAUUUAAGUCCCCGACGCCAUUUUAAAAUGCAACGAGAAAUAACCGCCUUUCGCCCGGGCGAUUUUGUUUGGGCCAAAAUAACCGGUCAUCCCUAUUGGCCCUCGAUGAUCCUGGACCCGGACCCGAACGCGCCCCCAAGGACCAGCCCUGACAUGUACUGGGUCUACUUUUUCAGUUCCAACAACUACAGUUGGGUCAGAGAGAAAUACGUAAAAGACUAUGUCAUAUAUAAAAAUUUAUAUAAAAGAAAACUGACCAAAGCCGCACAAGAAGCCUAUGAAAAGCUUGAGUACGAGAGAGAGUGCAUCAGAGAGGACCCGAACCACAUAAUUACCUUGGCGGCAUUUAGAGUACAAGAAAGACGAGCGCCUAGUGUAAGAUCACGCCGAUCAAAUGCAGGAAGUACCACCUCGAGGAGGCCCAGAAGUAGGGCCAAAGUCCGAAGUGCUAGUAGGGCUUCCAAUGCUAUCAGUGAAGUGUCCAGCAGACAACCUAGUCCCUCAAAUGUGUCAACAACAAGAAAACGAAAGUCUUUGGCUACUGCAAACCAGGGAUACGAGGAGUCCGAUCCGGCUCUAAGUGCAAAAAUUUCUCGAUUAAGAUAUAACUUGGUCAGUUGUAAAAUCGCUAUUGGGGUUAUCGCAGGGAAUUUGGCUGCCGAGUACUUUGUUAAGAAUUUAAUAGCUUUCGAGCAUAACGUCCUUAUGUGGAGCCCCAGCAAGGAAUUGUGCAAUGAAGUAAGGGAAUAUGCCACCAGCAAGGGGGCCCAAGUAAGGAUUUACAAAGACGUCAGAGAAUUGGCCAAAAGGGCUACGAUCAUAAUUGACUGUUUAUCAACCGAGAAGGAGGUUUUAGCUAUUUUACACGAGUUGGGUCUCGAUGAUUUGUCAGAUGAUACAUUGAUUGAUAAAUUUUUUAUUGAGUCAACUAAUAUUGACUAUGAGACUUCUUGCAUUAUUCACCAUAAUUUUAAGAAGAAAAACACCAUUUAUAUAGAAGCUAUGAUUCAAGGCACUAUCAAAGAAUGUAAAGACAGAGAAAACACGAUAUUUGUGGGUGGAUCCCCGGUGGGACGCACCAAAACCUUACUGGAACACUACAAGUCGUUCUUUUGGGCGAUAGGGAGCGCCACUUACUUGGUGGGCGAAGUGGGCGCAGCCACCAAGAUCCAACGGAUCCUGCAGGCCGUCAAGGCGGUCAAUAUGGCCGGUAUCUGCGAAAUUAUGUCGUUGGCCAAGCACCUGGGUUUACUCAAGAAUCCGCAGUUCGUAGUGACCAUGCAGAAGUUGAGUUUUAACUGUCCGUACUUUAAUCCCCUUUGGGAUAAUAUUUUGCGCAAUAAGACUGACUUCGUGUGCGAAUCGAUUCAAGGAUUUCAACAGGACUUGAAGGCUUAUUUGGAGAUGUCUAAUAAGUUGAGCGUGGGCGUCCCGUUGGCCGCCACCGCACAUCAGAUAUUUAAACACGCGCGCCGAUUGGGUUUGGAGGAUAAGGACGCGUCCGUUUUGUUUAUGCGCUCGGUUUUAUCUUAAGCACAUUUUCUUUUUUUAAUAAAUAUAUUUUUAUGGGGUA
Molecule: messenger RNA, 1799 nt
Organism: Anthonomus grandis grandis
Lineage: Eukaryota; Metazoa; Arthropoda; Insecta; Coleoptera; Curculionidae
Product: cytokine-like nuclear factor N-PAC
Exons: 7
Coding region: 254-1759 (501 amino acids)
Molecular function (GO): NAD binding; NADP binding; oxidoreductase activity, acting on the CH-OH group of donors, NAD or NADP as acceptor
Source: RefSeq, a predicted model, not a curated record